AUGAAGGAAACCUGCAGGAUCUGUGCCCGAGAGCUGUGUGGCAACCAGCGGCGAUGGAUCUUCCACACGGCGGCCAAGCUGAACCUCCAGGUGCUGCUCUCCCACGUCCUGGGCAGGGAGCUGUGCCGGGAUGGCAAAUCCGAGUUUGCUUGCAGCAAGUGUGCCUUCAUGCUGGACCGCAUCUACAGGUUCGACACCGUCAUCGCGCGCAUCGAAGCCCUCUCCAUCGAGCGCCUGCAGAAACUGCUGCUGGAAAAAGACCGCCUCAAGUUUUGCAUCGCAAGCAUGUACCGCAGGAACAAUGAAGACCCUAGCUCAGACGACAGAGCUGGGGAUGGGGCUGUGGACCUUUCUAACCUGCCUGAUGCACGGUAUGCUGCCCUCCUUCAGGAGGACUUUGCUUAUUCGGGGUAUGAAUACUGGACGGAUCAAGAAGAGCACAGCUUGGAGCCCCACAGCUGCCAUGCUUCAGAGGGUGCGAGCAAUCGCCCGCGGCGCUGCCGUGGCUGUGCCGCGCUGCGGGUGGCCGAUGCUGACUAUGAAGCAAUUUGCAAAGUGCCACGAAAGGUGGCCAGAAGCAUCUCCUGCGGGCUGUCCAGCCGGUGGUCAGCCAGCAUGGGCAAUGAGGAGUCAUCUGUGUGUGACGUGGUGGAGUCUGCCAGCACCAGAGUGCCUGUGGAUGGGGAGAGCAUGGAGGAAGGCACACCUGCAUCCUCUGUCGAGUCCCUGGACACAACCGUGGAGGCAAGCCCUCCACAGCAGAAGGAUGAAGAUGCAGAUAAGGGGGUGAAAGGGAAUGGGAAGUGUGAUGACUUCUCAGAUGACCGCAUGACCCCAAGCUCUUCACAGAGUGGGAACAGGCUGGAGCUGGCCCUCAGUUUGAUCAAGGCUUUGGACUACAAACCCCUUCAGAGUCCUCGAGGCAGCAGGCUACCUAUUCCUGUGAAGUCCAGCUUGUCCUCUGCCAAGCUCAGCCGUGAUUUGGCAGAUGGCAGUGCUUCCGCUGGCUUAGGAUGCGCUGGAUCUGCCUUACUGAACGCAGACAGAAAAUCCUUUUCCAGAGCUCCUUUGGGUGUUUCCCUGGAGAUUUCUGAACUGCAGGAGCUGUGGGAUGACCUCUUUGAGGAUUAUAUGCCGCUGCGGGUACAGAAUUUGCAGGAUGAAUGUCAGCAGUCGGCUCCAGGCGCCCCUGCAGCAGGGGAGCAUGUAUCCCAUCUGAGUGCUGUAGAGCUGCAGGGCAAGAUCCAGCAGGUUGAAGCUGCCAACAAGCUGUUACAGGAAAAGCUGAAUGAAUUGAAUUUUCAAUUAAAUUCUGCCCAAGAAACAUCGCAGAGGCAAGAUCGUACAAUCCAGAGUCUGAAUGAGGCCCUGAAGAGCAAAGAGAGCAAGACAGAAGAGCUUUACCAUAUCAUUGAAGGGCAGAAUGAGACAAUGGCCAAGCUGCAGGACAUGUUACACAGAAGUCAUCUGGGACAGUUGCAGAUGUCGGAGAGCCCACUCUCACUGCAGGAGCAGCAGAUGUCACUGCUAGAUCUUCAGAACACGCUUUUCUGCACCAAGUUGGAGGUGCAGAAACUGAAAAGAGCUCAGCGCCAGAAAGAGCAUCAACUGGCUGAAGCCAAGAGAGCAGCCCAGCUCCUAGAGACCGUGGUGUGUGAGGAAGAGCAGCAGAAAGAGGCAGCCUGGAAACAUAACCAGGAGCUGCGUACUGUGGUACAGCAGCUGCAGGCAGAACUUCAGAACAAGGCUCACCAGCUCCAGAACGUGGAGUGGGAGAAGUGCAGUGAGCUGCAGGCCCAGGAGCAGAGAGUUCAGCAUUUGAGUCAGCACCUGGCUCGCAAGGAGCAGCUUCUGCAGGAAUCGAGGGAGCUUCUGCAAUGCCAGCAAACCUUGGACAAGAGCCCUGCAGUCAUGAAUGCCAUGCUGGAGAAACUGCAGCAGCGAGUCAGUGACAGGGAUGCUGCUCUGGAGCGAGCAGUAGAUGAGAAAUUCUGUGCCCUGGAGAAGAAAGAGCAAGAGCUGCAACAGCUCCGUCUCUCGAUAAGGGAGCGUGGAACUGACCUGGAGAGGCUGCGCAAUGUCCUGUCUAGCAACCAGGCCACCAUUCAUAGUCUGGAGAGCCUCCUGAAAGCCAAAUCCCUGGAACUGGAGCAGGUCUCAGCAACCUGCCAAAACCUUCGCUGGCUCAAGGAAGAGAUAGAGGCCAAAUCCUGCAGCAGGCAGAAGGAGCAGGAGGGGAUCAUCCAACAGCUGCAGACCUGCCUGCAUGACAGGAACAAGGAAGUAGAGGAGCUUACAGCAACUCUGCUGUGCAAGCUGGGCCCAGGACAGAGUAAGGUAGCAGAGGAGCUGUGCUUGCGUCUCCAGCACAAGGAGAAAAUGCUGCAGGAUCUUCUCAGCGACAGGAACCGUCAGACCAUGGAGCAUGAUGCUGAAAUCCGGGAGCUGCUGCAGGCUGUGAGCACCAAGGAGCAGCAGAGCAGAGUGGCUGCUGAGAAGAUGGUGCAUGCUUUGGCUGAAAGGAGCUCUGAGUUACAACUUCUGCGCCAGCAUGUAUUGGGAAAGGAGCCUGUCAGGACCCAGUCAGCUGGUGCCAGGCUGUUGAAGCAGGACAAACAGCCCAUCCAAGAAAUACUGCAAGGAGCUUGUGAAGCUACAGCCAUUGCUGAACUCCCACAGGGGGACAGCAGCUGCAGGACAGAGGGAGUUACAAUGUCAGCAGCAGAACUGGAGAAGGAUCUUGUUGAUACCAAAGAGGAGCUGGAGCUAAUGGCAAAGAAGGAAAGAGAAAGCAGGCGAGAGCUCACUGCUCUCCAGUCUGUUGUGGCCACACAGGAGGAAGAGCUGCAGGUGCAGGCCUCAGAUAUCGAGUCCUUGACCAGGACCAUUCAGAUCAAAGAGGACCUCAUCAAGGAUCUUCAGAUGCAGCUGGUGGAUCCUGAAGAAAUUCCAGCCAUGGAAAGGCUGACACAAGAAGUGCUAGUGCUUCGGGAGAAAGUGGCCAUAGCAGAGUCGCGAGGACAGGAGGCUACUGGAAACAGAAGGCAGCAGUUGUUACUGAUGCUGGAAGGGCUGGUGGCUGAGAGAAAUCGGUUAAAUGAGGCUCUCCAGGCAGAGAGGCAGCUCUAUGGCAGCCUGGUAAAGUUUCACACACACCCGGACAGCGCUGCGAGAGACCAAACUCUGCAGGUGGAGCUGGAAGGGGUCCAUGAGCUCCGGGGACAGCUGGAAGAAGCUCUUGGAAGAAGCUUGGAAUGUUUGAGCAGGCUGGAGACACAGGGCACCAUAGGAGGUCAGGCCACAGGCACAGACAGUGAUGAUGUCAGCACCAACUUUACCUACAGCAUCAAGGAGGAGGCAGCCCACAGCUUGGCAACCCAGCACAGCAGCCCCCAGACCCGUAAGGAAAGCAGGGGCGCUGACACAACCCUGAUGGGGACCACAGCAUGCACUGUGCCAGAGAGGGAGCUGCGGGCGGAAGAGGAGCUGCGGGAGCUGAAGGCGCAGCUGGAGGAAGCCGGCUUCUCUUCUGUCUCCCACAUCAGGAAGGCCAUGCUGAGCCUUUACCUCGAGAAUGCAGAGCUGAAGGAGCGGAUGGGUGAAGCCACAUCACUGCUGGAGAGUGGGGAGCAGGAGGAGGCUGGGCUGGGUGGCCCCCUGGCCCCUGAGCCCUGCAGGCUGCAGCGGAAGAGCCGCAGCACCCUUGGGGACUGCCCAGCUGCCAGUACAGAGCUGCGCUCCCAGGUGGCACAGGGACAAAGGCAGUGUCAAGAGCUGCAGGACAAGCUCGCCGCCUCGGCGGCCACCGUGCGAGCACAAGCCAAGCAGCUGGAGAAGUACCACGUCCUGCUCCGUGAACCCCAUGCCCAGCAGCUCAGCAAGCAAGUGCAGGUGGACUUCCAGGACCUGGGCUACGAGACAUGCGGGCGAAGUGAGACCGAAGCUGACCGGGAUGAGACCACCAGCCCUGAGUGUGAGGAGCCAGACGUAUUCAGCGAGCCUAGCCUGGGUGAGGAGCUGGGGUCCUUGUGCCAGCCAGGUAUGCCCAGAGCAAGUAAGGCUGCCCAGAAAGCCAUGGCCUUAGCAGAUGUGGGGGCCUUGCACCAGCACAUCCAGGACCUCAAGGCACAGCUGCUCAAUGCGAACAAGGUGAUCCAGGGCCUGCAGCGCCGCACCCGUUCCAUCUCCGUCACCAGUGGCUACACCUCAG
Molecule: messenger RNA, 4210 nt
Organism: Nestor notabilis (Kea)
Lineage: Eukaryota; Metazoa; Chordata; Aves; Psittaciformes; Psittacidae
Product: myomegalin-like
Exons: 23
Source: RefSeq, a predicted model, not a curated record